This is a messenger RNA of Solenopsis invicta (red fire ant), 2807 nucleotides long. RefSeq names its product peroxisomal acyl-coenzyme A oxidase 3. Gene Ontology annotation, biological process: fatty acid beta-oxidation using acyl-CoA oxidase; lipid homeostasis. Bases 346 to 2424 code for a protein of 692 amino acids. Gene Ontology annotation, cellular component: peroxisome. Gene Ontology annotation, molecular function: fatty acid binding; pristanoyl-CoA oxidase activity; FAD binding. The record is from RefSeq and is a predicted model, not a curated record. Lineage: Eukaryota; Metazoa; Arthropoda; Insecta; Hymenoptera; Formicidae. The transcript is spliced from 12 exons.
GACGUAUUAAUCCACUCCAUGGAUUAAAAUGAUCUAUUAAUCAACUUGAAUUUACGAGUAGGAAAUAUCGUUCGCUGAUUCGUAUGUUUUCAAGAAUAAGGCCGGCCCCCAUGACUCGCGACUCGUCGCCUAAACUACAGUCUGCUGCGAUCGGUUUGAGGGCUCGGUUCCGUGCACAUCCGCACUUUCCCUUUCUUUCUGUAUUCGUUCCAUUCGUCUCGUAUCAAGUCGCGCCGAAUCGUGAAGAGUACGACGAACGUCGGUGCGCGUGUUCACGGAAGUGCGAGGGAUCUAAUCUCGCGUAAAAUUCUUCGACUCUCUCGAAACCCCAAUAGGAUUUUCAAGAUGCUUCAACGUUUCGCGAAAACAAAAGGAAGACACGCGAUGUCCACUAUGUCCACCACCAGAGACUUGAUAGCAGAUUUGCCGAAGGGACCGCUGGAUGCGUACAGGAAACGAGCGACGUUCGAUUGGAAAUCAUUCAAGUUGGCUUUAGAUGGAGAAGAAUGCGUACGGUAUCAGAAAAAAUUAUGGCAACUUGUCGAGAGUCAUCCAGCAUUUCAAAAGUUGACGUGGCCGACAAGUUUGGGUGAAAUUCGAAAGCGCUGCAACAUUCAACAACAAAUACUUCGCAAGAAUGAUGUGGAUGCAAUUGGAGAUGGUGCAUCUUUCCUUUAUGUUUUUGAAUACGAUGCGUCGCUAGCGGUAAAAACGAGUAUCGCCUUUGCUAUGGUACCAAGAACUGUAUUAGCAUUGGGUACAGACCAGCAUCAACAUCUUAUAACAGAACUUGGCUCUGGAAAUUAUAUUGGUUGUUUUGCACUGACUGAAAUUUCUCAUGGAACCAAUGCGAAAGGCAUGCGAACUAGAGCAACAUAUGACAUUGCAACGAAAAGUUUUAUCUUUCAUACACCUGAUUUUGAAGCUGCAAAAUGUUGGGCGGGUGGUUUAGGAAAAUGCGCAACGCACGCCGUCUUAUUUGCACAGCUAAUUACACCGGAUGGAGUAAACCGUGGUCUACACGUUUUCAUCGUGCCAAUUCGCGAUCCCAAAACUCAUCUACCUUUUCCUGGUGUCACUGUUGGUGAUAUGGGUGAAAAAAUAGGCCUUAAUGGAAUAGACAAUGGAUUUCUAAUAUUUAAUAAUUACUCUGUACCACGUAGCUGCCUGUUAAAUCGCAACGCGGAUGUCAGCGAAGAUGGAAAGUAUGUCCCCACUAUAAAGGAUGAACGAAAAAGAUAUGGCUCGUCUUUGGGUGCACUUUCAGGAGGCCGCGUCAUCAUUACGGGAAUUUGUGCACAUUUGAUGAGCCUUGCAUUAACAAUUGCUACACGUUACUGUGCUGUUAGAAAACAAUUUGGUCCUACUGAGGAUAAUGAAUUACCUGUUAUAGAAUAUCAAACGCAACAAUGGCGAAUCAUUCCUCAUUUAGCCGAAACGUACGCAGUAAAAAUAUUUUCAUCGGCAUUGCACGGUAGUCUAUAUGAUCUUCAUAUUCAGCGUUUGUCUAAUAACGAUGAAGAGUUGUCUGCGGAUCUAGGAAUGGAGAUACACGCGUUAUCCGCCGCGGCGAAACCAUUAUGCGCGUGGAUUGGUCGUGACGCGAUUCAGGAUUGCAGAGAAUCUUGUGGUGGGCAUGGAUAUUUAAAAAUGUCUCGUUUGGGCGACAUCAGAGCUGACCACGAUGCAAAUUGCACAUAUGAGGGCGAAAACAAUGUACUUAUUCAACAAGCAAGUAAUUGGUUGUUAAAUCAAUGGGCUGGUAUGAUUAAAGGAGAGUCUGUCAUAUCACCGCUUGGUUCUGCGGAUUUUCUUGUAAACGCAGAACAAAUACUUAGCACUAAAUUUAAUCAAACUACAGUGGAAGGUGUACUGAAGCCUGAAAAUUUGCUCUUAGUUUUUAAAUGGCUGGUUUGUUAUUAUUUGAAUAAGACAUAUCGACGUAUGAUGGAAUUUAAAUCAAGCGGAAUGUCUGAUUUUGAUGUACGAAAUAAUAUCCAAACGUUUCUAGCACGAACAUUGUCUCUGGUAUAUGCAGAGCAUGCAGUAAUGCUAUCUUUUAUCAAAUGUAUACAAGAUCCAAAAUGGAAACAAAACGAAAAAGAAGUACUGACAAAAUUAUGUUCUUUAUUCGGAGCGAUAACAUUAGAGAAGAGAUUGGGAGAUUUAUAUGGCGGCGGUUAUGCUUCUUCUAACAGUAACAUAGAUCGUCUUUUGCGGGAAGGAAUUAUAAUAUUGUGCAGAGAUUUAGUCGACAAUGUUGUUGCAUUAGUUGAUGUAUUGGCACCAUCAGACUUUGUUCUUAAUUCUGCGCUAGGAAUGUCUGAUGGCGAGGUGUACAAACACAUGAAGGAAUGGAUAUACAAAAACAAAGAGAACUUAGAACGUCCAUCAUGGUGGAGUGACAUCCGAUGUAAAUUGUAACAUUAGGGAUAUGAAUGGGAAUUUUUCUACUAUUUUACAUUGAUGGAUUUAGAAUAUUUUUACAAUUCAUAAUAACUUGAAACAACCGCACAAAUUCAUGCUGUUCGUUCAGAAUUAUGCAUGUACUAAAACUUUAAUAUUGAAAUAACUUGUUAUAUACUGGAAUAAUUAAUGCAAUAUUAAUUAUUGUUAUAUACCUAAUGUGAUAAUUGAUACUUCAAUAUCACACGUUGUUAAAUUUUUAAUAAAUAAUUUGCAUAUAGUUUUUAUAUGUUAUUAUAAAGAUUUUUAUAUAUUAAUCAUAUUUGAUAUUAUAAACCAAGUCCCGCCUCUUGGCGAAAACUGAACGGUGCAAUAAAAAAUAAAUAAAAAAUAUAUAUAUA